AUGAAGGAGUUUCCUUCUUGUUUUGGAGAAAAUGGGGUUCAGGUUGCUGACUCAUCCUCAUCAAGCACCACAAGAGCGGCUCAAACUGUUGUCACGUGUGUGUACCAGUGCAAAUUAAGACGCCGUUCAUGUCUGAUCAUGGUCUCCUGGACCAAAACUCUGAUGAGUCAAGGCUUGAGCGUGGGAAUUGAUGAUUUGGGAAAUCAUUGUCCCUGCAAGGUUGAGAUAAAGCCAUCGCUAUUCUCAAAGAGAAAAGGGUCCAAGAAUUUGGAGGUCCAAUCUGGUAAAAUUGAUAUCUUUUGGGAUUUGAGUUGUGCCAAGUUUGGUUUCGGGCCUGAGCCGCUGGAGGGGUUCUACUUAGCGGUGGUGUUCAACAAGGAGCUGGUGUUGCUGCUUGGGGAUCUGAAAAAGGAGGCAUGCAAGAAGAUGGACAGUGAUUGUGCUUUUUCCCACAAUGGUACCAUUUUCAUCGCAGCGGAGAGCUGCAUGGCCACCGACAGGCUUGAUUCAGAGGCCGCUAUGGAGAGCGAGAGAUUUUCCAUGGCGGAGUUAUCAUAA
Vigna angularis (adzuki bean) is the source of this 558-nucleotide messenger RNA. RefSeq lists its product as uncharacterized. The transcript has a single exon. The record is from RefSeq and is a predicted model, not a curated record. The coding region runs from base 1 to 558 and encodes 185 amino acids. NCBI's taxonomy places the organism in Eukaryota, Viridiplantae, Streptophyta, Magnoliopsida, Fabales, Fabaceae.